AUAUAUAAUAUAUGCACUGAUAAGACGUUUCAAGCUGAAUAGUAAAAGUAAUAGUGGCAUCGUUACCAUGAGGACACAUACGAUCUCGAAUGGCGUGUUUGUGUUGAUAUGUUGGAGCGUUACACGAGGCUACCAAGACUCUAUGGGGUCCUUGGAUGCACGGCGUUUUAUUGAGGGUGGGUAUCAUUGGUCGCCCUGGUCGCACUUCUCGGCGUGUGACUGCCACCGCCAGCUGCAGCAGCGCGAGCGGCACUGCUUGAGCGGCGCUGGGAGUCUGGCACCAGGCAACUGCGGCCACGACGCGGCCGUCGUCUUCCUGCCAUGUGACUGUAAUAACCAAGGCGGUUGCCAUGACAACUACACAUCCUGUCAGACUAGUUACUGCUCCACCUACGAGGCAUGGUCUUUAACCAACUGCCAGGCGACAUGCGGCCACUGUAACCCCGCUGGAUGGGGCGCGUGGUCGGCUAUGAGCAGCUGUUCUGUCACGUGCGGCACGGGUACAAUGACACGUCAUCGCAACUGCCUUGGAACCGACGUAUGCGCUGGCAGCAGCCAAGAGGAAUACAAGUGCAAUGUCGGCACGUGCAUUGACCCGGUUAACGGCGGCUGGAGCCCCUGGAGCCAGUUCAGUCAAUGCAGCCAAUCGUGUGGGUUCGGGGUACGUGCUCGCUCACGUCACUGUGACAGUCCUGCCCCACAGGGCACAGGGCUGUUCUGUAUCGGCGAAAGCAUACAGCGAGAAGCCUGUAACACCGAGGUCUGCCCAGUGGACGGCUUUUGGACGCAGUGGAGUCCCUGGACCAAGUGCUCUCUCACGUGUGGCCUGGGAUCCAUCACUCGGAAACGUGCAUGCACAAACCCUGCGCCGGCUUCUGGCGGCCGCGACUGUAAGGGAAACUCGAUCGAUACCCGUGACUGCACAGACGGACCGUGCGCAGCCUGGUCGCACUGGUACGAGGGCGAAUGUUCUGUUACGUGUGGUGAUGGGACACGUGACCGAUUACGUCACUGCAGCACCGGUCGUGACGUCGACUGCCUUGGCAACGCAGCACAGACUGUAAACUGCUCCAGUCAACUUGUUUGCAUUUAAUGUGUAACAAAUAAACUGCAUGAAAUAUAAUAAUAUUAA
Molecule: messenger RNA, 1132 nt
Organism: Mya arenaria
Lineage: Eukaryota; Metazoa; Mollusca; Bivalvia; Myida; Myidae
Product: coadhesin-like
Exons: 9
Coding region: 68-1093 (341 amino acids)
Source: RefSeq, a predicted model, not a curated record